GUCCGUCGUCCGUCGUCCAGCUUGAUGCUUGCUGCUUGUGUUGUCCGUGCAUCGGCCCAUCCACGAUAUCGUACUCGUUCGAAGGUUGCGGAGUGGAUCUUUCCAAGGACAACUUCAGCUGAUCGGGUUACACACGUAAGAGAGUCAAUACCAGGAGCAGAAGCCCGAAUAGCACAACCAGCGCGUCUUGGCUCCGCUCAGCUCUGCUCGACCGAAUUGCUCUCGUACAAUUCUGGUUAUCAUGGGCUCGCUGGGGAUUCCGGUCAAGCUGUUGCACGAAGCACUCGGCCAUGUGAUCACAGUGGAGAUCAAGGGUGGGUCUUCCUACCGGGGAAAGUUAUUCGAGGCCGAGGACAACUUGAACGUUUCGCUCAAGGAAGUAACCGUAACCGCUCGGGACGGGAAGCAAAGUCCGAUGGACAGUGUAUACAUUCGAGGGAGUAUGAUCAGGUUCAUCGUUGUUCCAGACAUGCUGCAACAAGCUCCGAUGUUCAAACGAGUCGGGCCGAAUGCGAUGAAGGGGCGUGGCAUCGGUAGUGCCCGUGGUCGUGCGACCAUUCUCAGAGCUCAAUCCCGAAGAGGGCGAGGGCAAGCGCCUCGGUCGCAGGGCAUCAGACGAUAGCUGCAUUCUGCUAACUGCAUAAUCGUGUCACCUCAAAUUUGCGUCAGCAUGGAGACGCGCAUCUCCCCGUCAAGCC
This is a messenger RNA of Tilletiaria anomala UBC 951, 698 nucleotides long. Its product is annotated as Sm-like ribonucleoprotein. Bases 242 to 622 code for a protein of 126 amino acids. NCBI's taxonomy places the organism in Eukaryota, Fungi, Basidiomycota, Exobasidiomycetes, Georgefischeriales, Tilletiariaceae. Gene Ontology annotation, molecular function: RNA binding. The record is from RefSeq and is a predicted model, not a curated record. Gene Ontology annotation, biological process: spliceosomal snRNP assembly; RNA processing. The transcript is spliced from 4 exons. Gene Ontology annotation, cellular component: spliceosomal tri-snRNP complex; U12-type spliceosomal complex; U1 snRNP.